GGACCAUCCCGUCGACUACCUACCCUAGCGGGUCGACAGAUCGCAAAACCAACCUCCGCUCAAUUAUACGACGACAUUCACUGUGUUAGCAGAUUUUGCUCUCCCCGAGUUUUGCUUGCUUGUUCGACCGCGGCAAUCGUCCUCGACGCGUUUAACGACAUCAUUAUCCGCUUCUCGUGCAUCCGUCAUGUCUUCGAACCCGCAACCCACUAUCUCGGCCAAAGCAUCGAACCCCUCGAAAUCUGUCGGCCUUUCAAAUCAAUCAACGCCCUCUUAUUCGCAGACCAACGCCUAUUUUGGAGAAGUUCUCGGUCAACGUAGAAGUGGCGGUUCAGGCAGCUCCAACGCCGCUAACUCGAAGCCCUCGUCGACCCCGCGCAGCAAUCAAAGUGCCAAAGCGAAGCACAAGCAAUCGAAGAAGUUUAGACUCGCGGAUGAGGAUGCUCUUGCUGAAUCCGCCGCCAUGCAUUCAACUAGCAGUCGCAAGGGCCAGACCUCUAUCACCCACCUCAUGAACUUCUCUCUCCCGCCACGUCCUCAGGCACACCAGCACAAUUCCAGAUAUGCCUCUGGCCGUCCUCGACGCAACCCUACUUGGGGUCUAGGUUCUGGAUAUCACGCAGUGGACAAGGCAAGAUACGUUCACGCCAACUACCGCUUCAUUGUUGACCCUAGAGCCGACUAUCGGGCUCAACGCGUUGAUGCUGAUGUCCAUAUCGACUGGAACAACGUACUGCAAAUUCUUGUCUCGACCGAGUCCCAAUCUUCAGCGUGCCCAAUCUGUCUGGGGACGCCUACCGCUCCCAGGAUGGCUAGAUGUGGCCACAUAUUCUGCCUACCCUGCUUGAUCCGAUACAUGCAUUCGGAGGACGGGUCCGCUACUGGAGUUGAAAAGAAGGCACGCUGGAAGAAGUGCCCAAUCUGUUAUGAUUCUAUCUACGUUUCCGAGACAAGACCAGUUCGUUGGUAUACCGGUGCUGAGUUUGAACCCCCGAGAGAGGGAGAUGACGUAGUAUUGCGUUUGAUACAGCGCCCCGCUGGAAGCACCCUUGCUAUGCCCAGAGAGAGCCCCGACGCCCUUGGAAAAGGAGACGACAUUCCCUGGUACUUUGCCGCUGAGGUUAUGGAUUAUGCUCGUGUCAUGAAGGGCGGUGAAGAUUACAUGCUGGCCCAAUUGGACGAGGAGAUUCAGAAUGUCAGGGCUAUGGAACAAGAGGACGAAGUCAUGUUUGGAGACGACACUCAAUGGACUAGCAAAGCUGUACGUGCUUUGAACGAAGCGAAGGAGAGAAUCAAGGGCAUCGGAAACCCUCCAGCAGCGCCGAAAAAGCCCGAAGAGCCCGAGCCCAAGAAGCCUGCCAUCCAAUUCAACCAAACCGACGAAGGAGUACCGGAAAUGUACGCAAUUCAGCAGGCCAUUAAGUCAGGCCAGAGCUUGCCUAAUGGGCAGAACGGACAAGCGGAGUCGUUGCCCAGUGAGCAAGAAGCCAGCACGAGGAAGGACGACACCACAACCAGUAUCCUUUCGACGUCUCUAGCCGAGUUCCGUGCCCGACAGCAUGCAGAGCGCCAACCGGAUACCUACUUCUUCUACCAAGGCUUACUUCACUAUUACCUUUCCUCCCUGGACAUUCGCAUCCUGAAAGCUGCUUUUGGAAACUAUGACAACUUCCCUUCUUCGAUACUUCCCCGCGUCGAGCGUGUUUCGACUGGCCACAUCGUCGACGAUGACCUGCGCAAGAGGGUCAAAUACCUUGGACAUCUUCCAUACGGUUGUGAGGUCAGCUUCCUGCAAUGUGACUGGACCGACACUGUUCCGCCAGCCAUCCUCGAACAGUUCCAGGGCGAGAUCGACAGACGACGCAAACGAAACACAGACAAGGAAGCAAGAGAAGAGAAGGAACGUGUUCGUGCAGAGAAGGCUGAAGAUCGAGAGUUCGCAGCCGCUCGACGAAGACGUGUCAGCAUACCAAGCGAAAGCAGGUUUCGACCUGAUGACUUCGUGCCCUUGAGCGCGAAUGGGGGCUCUGAUGCAGCAGGUUCGUUUGACGGCCACGGAUCUUCGUCGUCGCCACCCUGGAGCAACAGCAAUCGACCACAAGGAUCUGCUUAUGCCUCGCUUGCGUCACCUGGUACAAGUCCAGCUACCUCACGGACGGUAUGGGGUACCACAGCCAUUCCCCUGACUAGUCCUGAACUCGCCGCCCUCCAAAAUGGAAACAUGGACGACGGCUGGCUCGAUGGAUGGGAGAGGGAGCUGAGCCAAGAUGAUGAGCUCAUUGCCCAGGUACAGGCAGCAAGUCUAGGAGAGGGAUCCUCAUCUUCUGCUAGCAGACCUGCACCUGCCGCCAAAGGCAAGAAGAAGGGCAAGAAGAUUACUCUGAUGAGCACGAACGCUAGACGAGGCGCUUGACGAUAAGAACUGGCUUAUGGAUUCGAAUUUCCAGGCGUUUAUGAAGGCUGGUACUGCAUUGCAUUGAGAUUAUACCUUGGACGGCUAGCGAAGGUCCAUAUACAUACAACUAUACAGACACGAAAUACAUGAUCAAGAAUUACAAAUUUAAAGACGUUUUGUGCAUUUGAUGCAUUUGGAAGAAAA
Messenger RNA from Aureobasidium pullulans EXF-150, 2599 nucleotides. RefSeq lists its product as uncharacterized. The transcript is spliced from 3 exons. The coding region runs from base 188 to 2413 and encodes 741 amino acids. Gene Ontology annotation, molecular function: transcription cis-regulatory region binding; metal ion binding. Lineage: Eukaryota; Fungi; Ascomycota; Dothideomycetes; Dothideales; Saccotheciaceae. The record is from RefSeq and is a predicted model, not a curated record. Gene Ontology annotation, biological process: positive regulation of transcription by RNA polymerase II.